UGUGUUCAGUCCAGUCCCAUCACACACUCGCAGCAUCAUGAAGCAGCACUGCGUCAUCAAACACAGCGUCUUCAAAGAGUUCCUGGCCGAGUUCCUCGGGACCUUUGUGCUGGUGCUGUUCGGCUGUGGCUCGGUGGCUCAGACGGUGUUGAGCAGAAACACUCUCGGGGAACCACUGACCGUCCACAUUGGCUUCAGCACUGGACUCAUGAUGGGUGUCUAUGUGUCCGGCGGUGUCUCUGGUGGUCACCUGAACCCUGCCGUAUCUCUGGCCAUGGUCAUCCUGGGGAAGCUGAAGAUCUGGAAGUUUCCCAUCUACGUGAUGGCGCAGAUGUUGGGUGCAUUUGUGGGAGCGGCUGCAGUCUUUGGAUUGUAUUACGAUGCCUUCAUGGACUUCACCAAUGGGAUCCUGUCAGUCACAGGAAUUAACGCCACAGGACACAUCUUUGCCUCAUACCCAGGCAGACACCUGACAGUCCUGGGCGGUUUCGUGGAUCAGGUGGUGGGGACAGGAAUGCUGGUCUUGUGUAUUCUAGCGGUUGUGGACGGCAGGAACAUCGGUGCUCCUCGAGGCGUGGAGCCACUGGCUGUGGGUCUAAUCCUGCUGGGCAUCAGUGUUUCUAUGGGGCUGAACUGUGGUUACCCUCUGAACCCCGCCAGAGACCUGGGCCCUCGCCUCUUUACUGCUGCUGCCGGAUGGGGAAUGGAGGUGUUCAGCACUGCAGAUUACUGGUGGUGGAUACCUGUCGCUGGGCCGUUGGUAGGGGGCAUCGCUGGUGCUGUGAUCUACUUCCUGUUAAUCGAGCUUCAUCACACCAACCACAAUGACAAACCUCACGAAGAACCUGAGGAAGAAGAGGAUGAGGAGGAAGACGAGGACAGCAGCCUGAAAGACAAAUACGAGAUGAUCAACAUGAGCUAGACACCUGAGAUCAGUAGAAUUCCUGUCAUGAAAUAAAGCCAGUAAACUCAUUUUCAGAUGCUGUUUACAUGAGUAAACACAUCAGUGACACCAGUAGACCUCCAUCCACCUUCACAGCUCAGACAAUGUAUGGGUUUUCAUUAAAUUAUUCAUGUUUUUUAACUAAAUACAAGCUUAAAAUCUGUAAACCCCUCUUUCCCAUAAUCCCCCAUUGCACAUAACAUUAGAAUGUAUUUUGCUGAUGGUUAAUAUUUCCCAAAGCACUCAAUUCAAUGGCUUUUAUAACUUUAAA
This is a messenger RNA of Carassius auratus (goldfish), 1214 nucleotides long. Its product is annotated as aquaporin-9-like. NCBI's taxonomy places the organism in Eukaryota, Metazoa, Chordata, Actinopteri, Cypriniformes, Cyprinidae. Gene Ontology annotation, molecular function: water channel activity; urea transmembrane transporter activity; glycerol channel activity. The record is from RefSeq and is a predicted model, not a curated record. Gene Ontology annotation, cellular component: plasma membrane; basolateral plasma membrane. The transcript is spliced from 6 exons. Bases 38 to 922 code for a protein of 294 amino acids. Gene Ontology annotation, biological process: water transport; glycerol transmembrane transport.